GUCGAAAACCAGACAUAAUAAAAAGGUCCCUUCCGCUUUUCGUUCUCCGUUUCUCCAUCGCUCCUCCUCCAAUCUCUCUCUCUCUCUCUCUCUCUCUCUCUGCUGCCUUGUCGAAGAAGCAUGACCAGCUCCUCCGCUCCUUCUCGCAAGACUCUGAGCAAGAUCGCAUGUAACCGCCUCCAGAAAGAACUUGUUGAGUGGCAGGUUAAUCCUCCCGCAGGUUUCAAACACAAAGUCACCGAUAAUCUCCAAAGGUGGAUUAUCGAAGUUACUGGAGCUUCGGGAACUCUAUAUGCUAAUGAAAUUUAUCAGCUUCAAGUAGAUUUUCCUGAGCAUUACCCUAUGGAAGCGCCGCAGGUUAUUUUUGUCCCUCCUGCUCCGUUGCAUCCGCACAUUUACAGUAACGGCCAUAUAUGUUUAGAUAUUUUGUACGAUUCUUGGUCCCCAGCCAUGACUGUUAGUUCCAUCUGUAUCAGCAUUCUCUCCAUGCUAUCAAGCUCCCCUGUGAAGCAACGACCUGCGGACAAUGAUCGCUAUGUGAAGAACUGUAGGAAUGGUAGAUCUCCAAAGGAGACAAGAUGGUGGUUCCAUGAUGACAAAGUGUAAUCAGAAAAUGAUUAAUGAC
Telopea speciosissima is the source of this 625-nucleotide messenger RNA. Its product is annotated as probable ubiquitin-conjugating enzyme E2 18. The record is from RefSeq and is a predicted model, not a curated record. The transcript has 6 exons. Bases 121 to 606 code for a protein of 161 amino acids. NCBI's taxonomy places the organism in Eukaryota, Viridiplantae, Streptophyta, Magnoliopsida, Proteales, Proteaceae.